UCGCUUCAGUAUUCAUCGGCGAAGCCUACUUUUAUGUUCUGCAGAAAAAAGGUGGUGUUUACACAAUCGAAGAGCGACUUGAAGAUAAUAUGGAUCCCAAAAAGAGGCCAUUCUGCAAUGCUUUUACUGGUUGCGGCAGGAAGAGAUCUAAUCUUCCAGCACUCACUAGCGAUGGUGAAGAGAUUGAUGACUCUAUCAGCGCUCUUCUGGAGCUAAACGCAGAGCCUGCUGUUGAGAAUUUGUCUAGGCAAAUAAUGUCUGAAGCAAAGCUAUGGGAGGCCAUUCAGGAGGCGAACAUGGAGCUGAAUAGACAUCGUCAAAAAACCAAGGAAAAUAUCAGUCAGAAGAAUAAGAUUCAAGUUGCGGGUACUUGCGCACUACCACCAUGUUAUACCAUCUGAAGAAAAUUGACGAAAUGUCAAUAGUAUAUUAAUUAUUUUUGAGAUUUCGAUUUGGUUUAUACUAUAAUAGUGAUUUCUGUUGUUUUGAUUAUA
This is a messenger RNA of Coccinella septempunctata (seven-spotted ladybird), 494 nucleotides long. It is a transcript of the gene CCAP, whose product is annotated as cardioactive peptide. Lineage: Eukaryota; Metazoa; Arthropoda; Insecta; Coleoptera; Coccinellidae. The record is from RefSeq and is a predicted model, not a curated record. The transcript has 3 exons. Bases 90 to 401 code for a protein of 103 amino acids.